Cynoglossus semilaevis (tongue sole) is the source of this 1354-nucleotide messenger RNA. It is a transcript of the gene nosip, whose product is annotated as nitric oxide synthase interacting protein. The coding region runs from base 265 to 1179 and encodes 304 amino acids. The record is from RefSeq and is a predicted model, not a curated record. NCBI's taxonomy places the organism in Eukaryota, Metazoa, Chordata, Actinopteri, Pleuronectiformes, Cynoglossidae. Gene Ontology annotation, cellular component: nucleus. The transcript has 12 exons. Gene Ontology annotation, molecular function: ubiquitin protein ligase activity.
AAGCACCUCCGACUCUGCCGGGCCUCUCCUCUGCAGGAAUGGUCAAAGUCCGAUUGAGGAAAGCUUUGAGGACGAGAGAGGAGCGGGGGAGGAGGAGUCGACCCGGCAAAGACCUCUCCGAGUACCGAGUCACACGAAAAUGACUCCCAUCAGAUAGCCCGCUUGACUCUAAUGCUGUCUGGGUUCAUGUGAAGGAGUGACACACAGUAAAGUGAUGCAGAACAGACGGUUAAAGUUUGAUUAAAACAGAAAAAGGUCUAAAAAAUGACCCGUCACGGAAAGAACUGCACGGCCGGAGCGGUUUACACCUACCACGAGAAGAAAAAGGACACCGCUGCGUCUGGUUAUGGGACACAGAGCAUUCGACUGGGCAAAGAUGCGAUCAAAGACUUCGACUGCUGCUGUCUGUCUCUUCAGCCCUGUCAGGAUCCUGUCAUAACGCCAGAUGGAUACAUGUAUGACAAACAGGCCAUCCUUGAGUACAUUCUUCACCAGAAGACAGAGAUUGCCAAGAAAAUGAAGCUGUAUGAGAAGCAGAAGAAAGAACAGAAGAGCACCAGCAACCUGGAGUCCAAGUCUGGGGAGAGAGAGACGGUGCAGAGGUUCAAGACCAUGGAGAACAGCAUCGUCUCCAAACCUAUCAACCCCUUUGUUUCAGGGCAGAAGAAGGGCAGUGAGGUGGCUAAACCAGCCAGCAGCUCGGCAGAAUCCUCGUCUGGAUCCUCGGCCUCAUCAUCCAGCCAGAGCCUGCCCAGUUUCUGGAUUCCCUCUCUGACCCCAGAGGCCAAACCCACGCUGCUGAAGAAACCAAGUAAGACAGUCUUGUGUCCCAUGUCAGGACGUCCCAUCAAGAUGAAUGAGCUUAUCGACGUACGCUUCACUCCCGUUGACCCCAGCUUGGCCCGAGUGGCUUUACUCACCCGUCAGGACAGGUACGUGUGUGCCGUCACCAGAGACGUCCUGGCCAACAGCAUCCCCUGUGCUGUGCUGAGACCCUCGGGGGCCGUGGUGACCAUGGAGUGUGUGGAGAAGUUGAUCAAGAAGGACAUGAUGGACCCGAUGACAGGAGACAAACUGUCCGACAGAGAUAUCAUACCACUGCAGCGGGGUGGAACUGGUUUUGCUGGAUCUGGUGUUGCUCUCAGAGCCAAAGAAGCUCGUCCAGUGAUGCAAGUGUGACCCAAGAUAAAGACGGCGGGCCGGCGGUGGCCUCACACGGAUGAGGCUGUAAACUUCACACCUGCAGAGAAAAACAUCUUCAUCGCUUCAAUGACUUUUUACUUUUUUCAUCUGUAUUUUUUUUCAGUUUAACAAUUCAAUUCUUAAUAAAUUGAUAUUUAGUCUUUUUUAUGAA